GUGUCAUACGGUAUAAGUUUAAGAAUUAAAACUUUUGUCGAGCUUUCCAAGCUUUCGUUGUAAAAUUCGCAUGUGGAAAAGUUAAAUAAGUAGGGGAAACACAUCUAAACACUAUUAAAGUGCCCACCAUGGAGCCAGAGGUGACUAUAUUGAGCAUUGGAACGGUGACAAGUAACUCUUCGGUGAACAAUCAACAAGUACCAUUUGAUCAGAAGUUUGCGGAACGCAUGAAACAGAUAUUACUAGACGGAGCGGCUCCCUUAAAUAGUACCCCAGAUCUGGAUUCAAUUGGAAGAUUUGCGGCCAAAUCGAUUCGAAGAAAUGGCAAACAAUAUUAUCAAUUCGGAAAAGAUACAUUUGAAAGGGACACUAUUAUCUCUGGCCCUGCUUUCGACCCCAAAAGUAUAGUUUUCCUAAUCAAAGAUAGGAUCGCCAAAGAACAUUGGAUAAAUGAAAAUGUUAUUCAGUUCCGCAAUAAUUCAUGGCCUGAAAUACAGACCAUUGUUUGCGAUUCUAUUGCCGAGCAGGACUAUCAGAUCUACCAAUUCCUGGGAUAUCUGCAAAGUAAUCAAUGAAAAUAGAUUUUUUAACUGCACCGCUGCAUCAUAUAGUUUUUAAAAUUAUUGUAGUUCAUAGUCCUUAAAUUUCCUGCCAGUGUCAGGAAUAACUUUCCUGGAGAGAAUCCUUUCAAAGCCUUGUUGAGCAGCAUUCUCAGGAAUUGCUCCUGAACGACAAUGCAAUAAAGAAACGUAAUAUUGUUCUCUUUCAAUUAUUGCAUUUUUUUAUUCAAAAUUGUUAAAAGCGCCUGCAUUUAGCUUUUAAAGCUUCAACGAAAUUAAACCUAGUUUUUAAAUCAGUUUAU
Molecule: messenger RNA, 862 nt
Organism: Drosophila ananassae
Lineage: Eukaryota; Metazoa; Arthropoda; Insecta; Diptera; Drosophilidae
Exons: 1
Coding region: 129-575 (148 amino acids)
Source: RefSeq, a predicted model, not a curated record